GCCGUAACCAACCGGUAAUGUAUGGAUGAGUAUUCGACGACGUGAGUGCUGGAUAUCGGGAUUUGACAUGGUAGCAGUGUCAACAUGGUGAUCAGCCAAUCCAACCACAGUCAAUACCCUAUUUAGUCCCACAGCUACUUCCAGUCGGGAGCUGAUUCUCCGGUGAAAUGGUUCCUGUAUAGGUUAUCCACCAAGUUAUUUAGUCCUAGAUGGUGUUCACGUAGCAGGCUGCCGAAGAUAAACCGCGUGUAUGAUAUGCAAUGUAAAACUGUAAUAUGUCAAUUGAAGCCAACAAGGCUAAGUAUUGAUCGGAUAAGCGGUAUCUGGUAUCUUUUCAGCAUAAUAUCUGUGUCUUGUGGAAUGUUGAUCUUCGAGUCUCACAGUCAAAAAUGCAGUGUUCAUUCUAAUGAUUAUUAUCAUUGAUAGUGAUGAUCAUCGUAAUGAUCGUGGCAAUUAACCAACGCAACAAUGGUG
This is a messenger RNA of Aspergillus pseudonomiae, 474 nucleotides long. RefSeq lists its product as uncharacterized. Lineage: Eukaryota; Fungi; Ascomycota; Eurotiomycetes; Eurotiales; Aspergillaceae. The coding region runs from base 256 to 423 and encodes 55 amino acids. The record is from RefSeq and is a predicted model, not a curated record. The transcript has 2 exons.